CCGCUUCGCCUGAUUUGUUUCGUGCACUUCUUCGCCUUCGUACCACAUAAACUACCCAUGCAGUUUCGUUUUUAUAUUGCCCAACCAAAGGUCGCAUUUGCAGGUGUGGAAGGAAAAAGAUUCCGUCAAUGUUGUGAACCACUAUUCACCGUCAAAAGUCAUCUAGACUGAGUUUUACUCCGAGCCUGUCACAGUUUGGGUUCAGUCAUCUCGACAAAUAUGGCAACUGAGAUUCCAAAAGAUAUGAGCCAGGCUCAGAAAGCCGCUAAGGCUAUCAACGUCUUUGCCUCUGACCUGUUUCAGGUGUUAGCUCAGAAAGGAUCUUCUGGAAACAUCUUCUUUUCUCCAAUGAGCAUCUCUACUGCAUUGGCCAUGACGUACCUAGGAGCCCGUGGCAACACUUCAAGUCAGAUGAGUCAAGUGCUUCAGUUCAACGUCUUGGAGGAGGAGUCCAAGCUCCAUCAGUCUUUUGCUGAGCUCAGCGAUCUGAUCAAUCGAGCGGACGCUCCUUACACCUUGAAGGCUGCCAACAGAUUGUUCGGUCAGAAGAACUUCGAGCUUCUCCAAGCGUUUAGAGACGAGACUAAGAAGUAUUACGGAGCUGAGAUGGAGAUGCUUGACUUCGUUGAGGAUGCGGAAGGAUCUCGUACUUUCAUCAAUGGAUGGGUUGAGAAACAGACAGAGAGUCGGAUCAAAGACUUACUGCCAGAAGGAUCACUUGAUGCCUUAACUCGUCUGGUGCUCGUCAAUGCGAUCUACUUCAAAGGAGAUUGGGCUGAGAAGUUUCAGACUACCGCUACGUCUGAGGAAAAGUUCCACGUGACAGGAAGUAAAGAAGUAAGUGUUCCGAUGAUGCAUCAGAAGAAGAAGUUUCCCUGUAGCCAUGAUCCAUCAGUGAAGUGUUCAAUCAUUGAGCUUCCUUACAUCAAGAAGGAAGUUAGUAUGUUCAUUGUGCUCCCCGAUGAGGUAGAGGGUCUGGGUGGUGUCCUAAAGGAGCUGAGUCAUGAGAAGUUGGAGCAAUGGAUAAGCCAAACACGUUUCGGUCCCCCGCCAGAAGUCAUCCUGUCCUUGCCCAAGUUUACCCUGCAGCAGGACUUUGUCUUAAAUGAUGUCUUGGAGGCAAUGGGUAUGACUGACCCAUUUGAUUUGCAUCAGGCUGACUUCUCUGGGAUGACGGGAGGUAAAGAUCUCUUUAUUUCUGCCGUCAUCCACAAGGCUUUCCUGGAGGUGAAUGAGGAAGGUAGUGAGGCAGCCGCUGCCACGGCUGUGAAGAUGAUGUUUCGUUGCAUGCCGAUGAGACCCAUUGUGAUCAAAGCGGAUCAUCCUUUCUUGGUUUUAAUCCGUGAUAACAAAUCUGAAGCAAUUCUGUUCAUGGGACAGUUGUGUGACCCAAGCCAAAAGUAGAUCAUCAAGAAGGAAAAAAACUCGGUCCUCUUUGGUUCUGGUUGGCUCCUUGGUUGUUCCUGCCUGUCCUCUUUAUGGACCCUUGACUUAACUCAAGUCCCAAUCCAGUGCCAUCCCCAGAAAAUUACUGUUUUGUGAUGAUCUGCAUUCCCCAACCUGUUCUCUGGACCACAUUUUGACGGCGAGCGCGCCCUGUACUAGGCUAUGCUACGUGUUGUUUUAUAGUAAAUUGGCGUGAUAUGCUUACAUGUAGGGGCCUCUCACACGAGAAUGGGACUUGAAUCAAGUCUAUGUAUCAAGCAAAUUGCAUGGUUUUUCCUAGUCCUGUAGGGCCUUUCAUUUUCGUUUACAGCACUGAGAAAGAGUCAGUUUGUUCACUCCUACAAUCUAAAACUCAACAUUUUCUUCAUCAUCUUCCUCAACACAGGUAUCUUCAGGCCUACGGUAGACUUGUGUACAAUUAAGUCGUUAAAUGUCUGUCGCGUGGUGAGAUAGCGAAAUGGCUCUCUCGUAACUAGUCUCGCGAGAGUCAGACUGCUGCUCUGCACGAGAACACUGCUUUAAAAACUGCUCUCAUUAACUACUCAAAAUAAUUAUUAGCAUAAAACCUUAACGAGUAAUGGGGAGAAGUUGAUAGUAUAAAACAUUGUGAGA
Asterias rubens (European starfish) is the source of this 2058-nucleotide messenger RNA. RefSeq names its product serpin B6-like. Lineage: Eukaryota; Metazoa; Echinodermata; Asteroidea; Forcipulatida; Asteriidae. The coding region runs from base 220 to 1404 and encodes 394 amino acids. Gene Ontology annotation, molecular function: serine-type endopeptidase inhibitor activity. The transcript is spliced from 3 exons. The record is from RefSeq and is a predicted model, not a curated record.